This is a messenger RNA of Triticum turgidum subsp. durum (durum wheat), 636 nucleotides long. Lineage: Eukaryota; Viridiplantae; Streptophyta; Magnoliopsida; Poales; Poaceae. The record is from the annotation of a GenBank genome assembly.
AUGCGAGUGAGGCUGGCGCUCAACUUCAAGGGCCUAAGCUACGAGUACCAGGAAGAGGACCUUGCAAAUAAGAGCGACCUUCUCCUCGCGUCAAACCCGGUGAACAAGAAGGUGCCCGUGCUCAUCCACAAUGGUAUGCCUAUCUGCGAGUCGCUUGCUAUCUUGGAGUACAUCGAUGAGGUCUACCAUGGGAUAGGACCCUCCCUCCUCCCCGCCGACCCCUACCAACGUGCUAGGGCUCGAUUCUGUGCCAUCUACAUUGACGACAAGCUAGUCGCGCCAUGGUGGAAGAUGUUUGUGGGCAAGACAGAUAAGGAGAAAGAUGAAGGGACAAUGCAAACGCUAGCGGCGGUGGAUAUGCUAGAGGGGGUCUUGAGGGAAUGCUCCAAGGGGAAGCCGUUCUUUGGAGGAGACAACGUCGGAUAUGUUGAUGUUGUGUUGGGUGGUAUGGUUGCAUGGAUGCAAGGAACCGAGGCGCUUUGUGUUGUGGAGCUUCUACAUACCACCAAGACUCCGCUUCUAUUGGCAUGGAUGGAGCGCUUUGGCGAAAUGGAACCCGCCAAGGUGGUUCUGCCAAAAGUCGAUAGGCUGGUUGAGUUUGCAAAGAUGAAACGUGCCCAAAGGGCUCUAAUCUAA